Molecule: messenger RNA, 1615 nt
Organism: Moneuplotes crassus
Lineage: Eukaryota; Ciliophora; Spirotrichea; Euplotida; Euplotidae
Source: the annotation of a GenBank genome assembly
AUGAACUUGGAAAGAAUAGACCAGGUCCUUUUUAAUAGGAGCCCAAAUUUUAAGGGAAGAGAGUCAACCAAUGCUGAUUCAAGGUUAUGAGGAGGAAGAAACCAGACACUUGUGAAUAACAAGGGUUAUAAAUCAUAUAAUUCUAAUACAAAAAACACAAGCCAGAAAGAUCUAAGGAAUAGGCAAAGACAGCAGCAGAAUAAGAAUUUAGAGUUCAGAAAAUAAGCUUGAACGAGUCUUUUCUGCUGGCAGAGCUAAAAGGAAACAAAAUGGAAUAUCAGCAGGAAGAUCUCAAGAUAGAAAAAGAAGAUAUGAGGGUAGAUCUGAACAGAAUAGAAGAAUUCAAAAUGAUACUAGAAGACUCAGUAAAAUGCAAUACGGAUACAAGGCGAGUAGUGAUCUUUAUAGCAAAUUUAAUAAAAGAUCAGGUUCAUUUACACCUUCGUCAGGACUGAAUUCAAUCACAUAUAACUAUAUGAAAACAUCAAGUGGAAAUACUAAUCUUCAAAAAAUCAAUCAUCACUUAAGCAAUUUUGUUCAAUAUCCACAAGGUAGAACUGGAUAUAACAAGAAGAUGACUACAGCUCAGACCCACAACCAACUUAAUAGUUUUCUCUCUACUAACCCCAUCGGAACCCAUGAUGUUGCAAAUAACAACACUCAAUACAGACUCGGUCUAACCCAGGCUGAACAGCUAAAAUCCCACCAAAGGAACCUCCUCAAGGCCCAACUUCUUCACCAAAUCAACACCAAAAACUCCAAACUCAAGCUCGAAGGCGAGAUCGACCGCCUCUUCCUCCACCAGCACAACGCCCAGUUCAAAGAUUUCCAAAACUCCCAAAAACUCCACCAAAAAGCCACCUUAUCCCAAAAACGCCAACUCGCUCACGACCAGCAGAAAGAACUGCACCAAAAGGAACAACAGCACUUAAGAAGUCUCCAAGUUGAAGCAGAGUACGACCAGGUGCUGAAGAACAAAAUGAUCCAGGAUUAUAGAGCAAAGAUGGAUGGGGAGAAGAAGAGGAAGGUAGCAGAGGUGGGGUAUUGUAGGGGUAAUGAAGAGGGAAGGAGGAAGGUGAUGCAGGAGAGACAGAGGGUUACACAGGAGCAGUGGAACGAGAUGAAGCAAGUGGAUAGUCAUAUUAAGAUGCUGAAAUAAGGAAAGAAAGGAGUUUAAGAUUAAUAAAAUGAAAGCAAAGAAGAAGUUAGCAGAGAUGAGAAGGAAAGAUAUGAAGGUGCAGAGUAAAGAGAAGAAAGCUUGAAUUGAUAGGCAAACGGAAAUUGCCAAUCCUGUUAAUUCGAUAGAUAAUUAUAUACUGGGUAAAGUUCAAAGAACCCACCCAAAUCCUGAAGUUCAAAAUCAAAUAGAUAAAAAGCAAAAAAUAACUCUAGCAAGGUUUCUUCAACAACAAAUAAAAAACCAAGAGAGUGCCCAAAUGGUCGAAGUAGAUAUAGAUAUAAAACAGGCUAAAUUAUUCCAAGAAGACACUAAAAGAUAUAAUCAAGAAAAUUGGAACAACUUCAAAACCCAAAAGCAAAAAGAAAUCCAAAACGCUAAAGCAGUCAAGCACCAGAUUGAGCAUGGGAUAUAAAUUCAACAUCUAAUUCCAAAAAU